GGGAGGGAAUAGUGGUGUUCUAAAAGGAACAAAUGAAUGUCAUUUACACUUUGUUUGUCUGCGGCAAAGAAACGCUAGUAGUGCAUGUCUGUAGUCUAUUCGGAAGGAUGCCUGCAAUUGGGCUUUUCUUGGCAUCUGGAACGAAAGUCUUGGCUGGCAAGUUUAUUUUUACUCCCCUUUCCAUUGAGCGCACAGGGAACAGCGCAGUGUGCACAUGGACUUUGUCAUCACAAAUGAAAAUCGUGAGCCCUUUCUUCGUGGAUGGGAUAAAUACUCCCCGCACCGCCGCUUCCCACCUCCAUCUCCUUCAUUAUCAUCAGCCAGACCAAGCAACAGCAUCAAGCAACCAUAAGAACGAUACAGAAAAAUGACGACCUCCCUAUCAGACAUGGACAAGAAGCAGAAGGGCCAGCAGAAGAACGACCGCAACAUCGAAAACCACCCGCCUUCCCAGUUACCUUUUAACCCAGAUGCUUCCCUUGGCACUCCCCCAACAGCAGCCAGCAAUUCAACCUAUCCGCCACCAGUUGAACAACAGCAACAUCGACAGCAAUCACCUCUGACGUAUCAGACGCAAGGGAUCACCAUCACGCACACCAGGCCCUCUCCCUUCGGACCCUCUUUCGCGUCCUCAUCAACAUCGUCGUCUUCCACGGCUUCUUCCUCGACCACUUUAAGCAAGGCGGAAGAAAAGGCGCUUCGCAACGAAGCGAAGGCGCGGGCGAAGCUCGAGAAACAAGAGGCCAAGGACCGAUACAAGGAGGCCAAGAAUCAGGCGAACGAACUCAAGCGCGAUAUCAAAUACCACGGCACAGAGCUUCAGCGCGAUAUCAAGCACCACAGCACAGAAUUCCAGCGCGAUAUCAAGCAUCAGACCACAGAACUCAAACGCGGACUCUCGUGCCAGGCCACAGAACUCAAGCGCGGACUCUCGCACCAGGCCAAGCAGGCUCUCACGGCUGUCAAGAACGAACUCGAGCGACUCGAUCGAGGCAACGGCAUCGGUGACCCCUGCGGCAGCAGUAGUUGCUGUGGAAGUGGUGCCCAGGUAUAUGCGACACCGUCGGUUCUGUCUGCUCCCGUCCAGCAGCAGCAUCCGGGAAUGUCCCACGGGGUGGUCACGGCUUACCCACCGCGCCAACUCUCACCGGCAGAGCAGCUCGCUCUUCAACACGAGCAGAUAAAGCAACAAAAGCAUUUGAAUCGUCAGCUUUAUAAGGAGCAGAAGUGUUUGAAUCGACAUGAGCGGAGGGAGAGACGACGUCUGGAACGGGAGAUCCGGAGGGAGGAACGACAUGUCCACGUACCCUUUCCGUUCGGCCUCGUCACUUUGGGGCCACGGAUCGUUGGUGGUGUAGCGAGGACGUUGCUUACAGAUGGCUCCCAUCACCAGCAGGAAGAAUUGCGUCCGACGGUGACAGUUGCACCUGCCCCGUUGAUCUAUCAGGCCGGGCACCCACCCCAGCAACAACAGCAGCAACCGCUUUACCAGCCUCCUAUGCAAGUGAUCCCUCCUUUCAUGCAGCCGUACUCGCCGUACUACCCUUCAAGCCAACCGUCCCCACAGCCAGAGCAGAAGAAGAGCGAAAAGAACAUCGGACCUCAGGAUCCAUUGCUGGUGUACUCGAUGUCGAACCUGUCCCUAGGUGCGACACCGCCCUCGUCUGCGUUGUCGUUGUCGUCGUCGUCCUCUAGGCCUGCGCCUUCUGCGCCACCGAUGGCCGCGAUCGGUGCUCACAGUCCAGAGCUGGAGCGGGAAGCGGUGGAGAACGAUGAUAUGUCGGUCCCCCCUCCACCGUACGAAGCUACAGCCUCGUCGGCUUCACGUGCUUGAAAAGCAUUUGUAUCAAUAUCCUGUGCACUAUCCCUGAUUGUAAUAUAGUUCGCUGCAAUGAAUGGCGUUAGUUAAUAAAAGGCAGCAUCCCAUCUUUACCCAGAGUCACUGUAACUGUGGGGCAUUAAGUGAUAGAGUGAUAGUUAGUGAGCCGGAAAAUUUUUUUGAUGGCCAUGGAAAUCACGCCGUGUCCACCUUGUCCACAUGGGCAUGAAUUUAUGCGAGUAUACGUACAGAGGCAAAUU
This is a messenger RNA of Gamsiella multidivaricata, 2079 nucleotides long. RefSeq lists its product as uncharacterized. The transcript has a single exon. NCBI's taxonomy places the organism in Eukaryota, Fungi, Mortierellomycota, Mortierellomycetes, Mortierellales, Mortierellaceae. The coding region runs from base 368 to 1834 and encodes 488 amino acids. The record is from RefSeq and is a predicted model, not a curated record.